Messenger RNA from Puntigrus tetrazona (Sumatra barb), 3791 nucleotides. It is a transcript of the gene rigi, whose product is annotated as DEAD (Asp-Glu-Ala-Asp) box polypeptide 58. The transcript is spliced from 18 exons. The record is from RefSeq and is a predicted model, not a curated record. Gene Ontology annotation, cellular component: cytoplasm. Lineage: Eukaryota; Metazoa; Chordata; Actinopteri; Cypriniformes; Cyprinidae. Gene Ontology annotation, molecular function: zinc ion binding; double-stranded RNA binding; hydrolase activity.
GCGACUUGCGUUAUUUCAUAAGCUAUGAUCGCGGCGACUUUCUUAAAGCGGCAGUCCAGUAUUUCUCUAGUUUUAGUUCUCUUUAAACUCUUGCGUGUCACAGUGAACUUCUGCGGUAUCCUCCUGUAAUAGUUUGUGUAUUUACCGGGAAAAGGGACUGCUCGGAUUUCAGUUUCAGCGAGUAUUGCGUUAAUAACUGUGUUCACUCGAUACGUCUCGAUACGUCCUUCGCUCACUAACAAGGAGGCACGUCGGGACACUACAGCGAGCGCUCGGAAGACUCCUACACAGGCAGCAAGCCAGGCUUUAAGACGCCUUCGGUCGGGGAGCGUGUGUUUCGUUUCCUCGCCUGCGCUUUCGGUUUUGUUUCUGGAUCAGCUGCUCGAGGCCGGACUGCAGAGAUGUACGAGCUGGAGAAGGAGAACCUGCGACGCUUUAGCGAUUAUAUCGCGACGUUUUUACGACCGUCGCUCAUCAGGAACUUCAUGACGACGUACCUCGAUAAAGAGAUGGUGGAGAGUAUUCUCUCUACAGAGAUGACGUCUGUGACCACAGCUGCCCAGAUGCUGCUGAACCAGAUGUAUUGUUUAGAGGAAGUGGGCUGGUUUCAGGCCUUUCUGGACAUCCUGCUCGCCUCAGAGUACACCGGACUGCAUCAAGCCAUUAAAGAGUGGAGCUUCGAGGAGUUAGACAAGCUGAGCGAGCACCGGAGGUUUCUUGAGAAGAUCGAGCCCUCGAUCACCAAACACAUGAAGCCCAGUGAGAUGCUGGCCCAUAUGAACGACUGUCUGAAGCCCAGAGAGUGUGAGGAGAUCCAGGCCGAGGAGAGUCAGCGCGGUCGUAUAGCAGCCAGUGUGAAGCUUGUGACGUCUCUUCUUCGCUCCGACAAACCCAACUGGUUUAAACUGCUGAAGAUCGCACUCGGAAACUGUGACUUAGAUGAGGCUCUACAACUUCUAGAGACCAAUGGAGGAGGUCAGUGUGUGACGGAGGUAUGGGACGGAGCACCGGAGGCUAUGAUGACGACUGUGUGUUUUGAGUUCAGAGAGGAGUCUGAAGACAUGCUGAUGAGCAGCAACGACACGAGCGCCUCGGAGGAGCCCACCGUCUUCAGAGGGAAAUCUGAGCGAUCAGGUGAGCGGAAGCUGAGAGAAUAUCAGAAGGAGCUGACCGCUGCUGCCGCCCAGGGCCAGAACACCAUCAUCUGUGCUCCCACGGGAUGUGGAAAAACCAUCGUGGCUUUGGCCAUCAGUGAACAUCACCUCAAGCAGUUUCCAGACAGAGCAAAGAUUGUGUUUUUGGCCACCAAGGUCGACGUCUACGAACAGCAGUACAAGCUUUUCAAGGUUCACUUUUCCAGCAAGGAUCCCGACAUCAGGGUGACGGGGAUGUGCGGUGAUAUGAAUCUGUCUGUGUGCUGGCUGAUAGAGAACCACGAUAUCGUGGUGAUGACGGCUCAGAUCCUGGUGAACGCGCUGCAGAGCGGCGAGGUGCCUUCCCUCGAGAUGCUGUCGCUCAUCAUAUUCGACGAGUGUCACAACACGACCGGAAAACACCCCUACAACAACAUCAUGAGCCGCUACCUGGACUCCAGACUCUCCGGCGGCACACACUCACUGCCACAGAUCGUGGGCCUGACGGCAUCGGUCGGCAUCGGUUCAUUCAAGAGCAGGCUGGAGGCGGAGAACAACAUCUUACAGCUCUGUGCCAACCUGGACACCAGGGUCCUCACCACAGUCACCGAACACAAGGACGAGCUCAAGUCAUACGUGCACACGCCUGAGAAAGCUUUUUUCGAGGUUCAGCCGUGCACAAGUCACCCCUUCAUCAGAAUAAUCAAAAACAUCAUGAGUAACAUCGAGCAGCUGGCGCUGAAGACCUACAACAUCGGUGCGCCUUCCUCGCUGCACACACACACACACACACACACUUACACACACUAACACACGUGUUUCUGUGUGUCUCUGUCGAACAUGUGUCUCAGAAAUAGAGCCUCCGUCGAGACAUUACAGAACCGAGAGAGGAGAGCGAUCUGCAGAGAACUCUACAAUUACAUCGAACACCUGCGGAAAUAUAACGAUGCUCUGAUCAUUAAUGAAGACGCUCGGACUAAAGAUGCUCUGGAGUAUCUGGACGUGUUCUUCAAUCAGGUCCGGAACGCUGGCUUCGACCAGACCGAGAGAAACCUCACCGCGCUCUACGACUGUCAGCGGUCGCAGUUACUGCGUCUGGCCACCGAGGGGGAGCAGAACCCUAAACUAGACGAGCUGAGGUUCAUCCUGGAGGAGGAAUACCACAGCAACGAUCAGACACGCACCGUCAUGUUCGUGAAGACUCGAGCCCUCGCCGACGCCAUGAAGAAAUGGAUUGAUGAAACCGAUUCCCUCAAAUUCCUGAAGCCUGGGGUCCUGAUAGGAAAAGGACGGAAAUCCAACUUUACUGGCACAGGAAUGACUCUGAACAAUAAGAAAGGGAUUCUGGACUCUUUUAAGAGCUCCGAUCAGAGUAAGAUGCUCAUCGCCACAUCGGUCGCUGAUGAAGGCAUCGAUAUCCCACAGUGCAACUUGGUUCUGAUGUAUGAGUAUGUGGGAAACGUGGUGAAGAUGGUGCAAGUUCGAGGUCGUGGUCGGGCGGAGGGCAGCCGGUGUUUCCUGAUCUCCAGCAGUAAGGAGCGCAUCGAGAAGGAGAGAAUAAACAUGUUUAAGGAGAAGAUGGUGGAGGAGGCCAUUAUCCAGCUGCAGAGCGACCCCAGCAACCUCAGCAACAAGGUGGACAUGCUGCAGAGGGAAGAUAAAGCCCGGAGAGAUCACAUCAGCGCCAGUCCAGAAAAACCCAAAACCCAGGGCAGCUACGAGCUCCUCUGCAGCAAGUGCAAGAAGUUUGCUUGCCUGAGCGACGACAUCAGAGUCGUGCUGGGUGCUCAUCACAUCGUUCUGGAUCGUUCCAUGUUCAAGCGCUGUAUAACUGUUCCUCAUAAGAACCCCAAAUCCUUCUGUGGCUUCAGUAAGAAAGAGAAGAUGCUUUGUGCCGAGUGCAAACACGACUGGGGCCUCAUCGCCUCGUACACCACCAUCCAGGAUCUGCCGCUGCUGAAGAUCGAGAGUUUCGUGGUGCAGGAUUGCGUCACUCGCAGGCAGGAUUACUUCAGGAGGUGGCGUGACGUGACGUUUGCCAUCCGUGAGUUUGACAUGACUGAGAUCACGGCUGAAAUGUGCCGGCCGAGAGACUGAGAGCGUACAGUCAUACGAGUACAGUUAUGAAUCUUAAAUCGUUCUCACCUGGCUCUAAAGUUCUAAACGCAGGUACUUUUUGGUUUUGUGUAACCGCUGGGCAAACACAACACACGCAGACACUGAUUAAUCACUAUUAGCCUUGUUAUUUUUUGAUUUUUUAACUGCAAGUGACGUAUCCAAUAUAACACUUUUAGGGAUUUUUAUGUUUUGUAUUUUAACAUCGUCGGAGGCACAGGGAUAUUUGUAUCAGUAGCCAAAAAUAUAUUGUGUGGGUCAAAAUGAUCAGUUUAUUAAGAUCAUGUUCUAUGAAAAUAUUUUUAAAUAUAAUUAAAACUUAGCAAUAUGCACGGCUCCAUUUGAAUAACUUUAAAGGAGAUCUUCUCAGUUUUUUUAUGUUUUUGCUCGCUCAGAUUCCAGAUUUUCAAAAAUGUGCCCCUUAUUAAUUAUUAAUAAUGAAAUCAUUUGAUAUGAAUGUCUCUGAUACGUUUGAUAUCAACUGCUUAUCAUUGCUUGGUGGAGAAGUGAAAUAAAAUCAAAAUAAAACUUUUGAAUAUUUUA